This is a messenger RNA of Camelina sativa (false flax), 872 nucleotides long. The record is from RefSeq and is a predicted model, not a curated record. Lineage: Eukaryota; Viridiplantae; Streptophyta; Magnoliopsida; Brassicales; Brassicaceae.
UUAAAAUCGAACCAAAGGAGGAGGAGAAGGGGGAGGAAGAUGAGGAUGGAGCAGAGGAGGAAGAGGAGGAGAAAGGAUUUUCAGUGAAGAAGCAGGAGGCAAAAUCGGCAAGUGAAGAUGAGAAAGGAGCUUCGGAAAGGAGGGGGCCCGAACAGAGGAGGCAAUAUUAUGAACGAGAGAUGGAGAAAAUAGUCAUACGUACAAACCCCUUAGGUAAAGAUCGGGAUUACAACAGGUACUGGUGGUUCCGAAGCAAUGGUAGGAUAUUUGUUGAGGAUUCUGAUUCCAAAGAAUGGGGAUAUUAUACCUCCAAGGAAGAGCUCGAUGCAUUGAUGGGUACGCUAAACCGUAAAGGAGAGAGGGAACUGUCGUUACAUAUACAGCUAGAGAAAUUCUAUGACAGAAUAUGCUCUACACUACAAAAGAGGACGAAGGACAUUGCUCACAACAUAGAAAUGGAAGAAGCAGUGGUUAGGAGAUCUACCCGUGUCAGAGCUCCACUUCAUGAAAAUCCAGCUAGUGCCUUCUUGAGAUAUGUUAACAAGUGGAAAGAGGACUAAACACGUAGCAGAAUUCAAUUCUGUAUAGGAAAAGCUUGCAGUUGCAGCCAUAGCCAAACUUACCAUUUUCAUCUUGCCUUCUCUGUUUUUUUUUUUUUUGGCUCAGUUUAGGGUUUAGUAGAGCUUUACAAUUUACAACAAAAAGGCAUAGCCUUAUGGUGGUAUGGUGAAAGGCAAAGCUUGAGUAGAAAGAUGGUGUUGGGUUUUGUUUUUUACUGUUACCAUUCAUCAUCACCUUCUUUUCAGUACUCUUUGAAUCUGAGGUUCCAUUAUUUCUUUUUUUGCCGGGGAAAAUAGAAGUUUUUAUUACGA